Branchiostoma floridae (Florida lancelet) is the source of this 5074-nucleotide messenger RNA. RefSeq names its product double-stranded RNA-binding protein Staufen homolog 2-like. Lineage: Eukaryota; Metazoa; Chordata; Leptocardii; Amphioxiformes; Branchiostomatidae. The coding region runs from base 202 to 2376 and encodes 724 amino acids. The transcript has 15 exons. The record is from RefSeq and is a predicted model, not a curated record.
AAAGUGGUAUAGCCGGAUCUCUUCACUGUGGGUUUGAAGACGGCAUGUGCACAUGCUGGUCUGAAUUCUCUUUAGUGUUUGCCGAUGUAAGUGCCCCUUUCUCUAAAAUUUCACAUUUUCUACGGAGUCUCCAGAGCUCCAGAUCUUUCCGGACCCUUCUACUUCGUCUGUGAGUGACCAGAAAAGUGACUUCUUUCCACCAUGUCCCAGCUGCCGCAGACAGCCUCUCCAACUCUCCCAGGAGCCCCUCCUGCUGGUGCACCCCCUGCACAGGGGGGGAUGAAUCCCGCCCCAGGGAUCAUCACCCCCACCCAGGGGGCAGCUGGGGUCUCCCCUGCUGUUACUGGGUCUACACUUGCCAAUGGCACUGUUGUGACAGGUCAUCCUGCUGUCCCCUCCAACAUGGCAAACCCCAAAGAGAAAACCCCCAUGUGUCUGAUUAAUGAGUUAGCCCGGUAUAACAAGAUCCAACCACAGUACAAGCUCAUUACUGAAACUGGACCGGCCCACCAAAAGACCUUUACCAUCUCCCUGACCUUGAAUGAUAAGACAUGGUCAGCUGAGGGGUCGAGUCUGAAGAAGGCCCAGCAUGCUGCUGCCUCCAAGGCUCUGGACACCUGCAACCUGCCCUGGCCCAAACCUAAACCUCCCAGGAACCAGGAACUCACAGAUGGGGAUGUUCCAGUUGGUAGCAUCACCCCCACCGUGGAGCUGAAUGGCCUGGCCAUGAGGAGGGGGGAGCCUGCCAUCUACCGGCCCAUCGACCCCAAACCUACCAUCCCACCACAGUACCGACCUAACUACAACUUCAGAGGAAUAUACAACCAAAGAUAUCAUUAUCCCACACCAAAGACCUUCUAUGUGUCCCUGACCAUUGGUAACCGGGAGUUCAUCGGGGAGGGCCGCACCCGGCAACAGGCCCGACACAAUGCCGCUGCCAAGGCACUGAAGGUUCUAAAGGACGAGCCAAUCCCUGAGACUACGGACCCGCCCCAGCCGGCUCCGGAUGUACUAGCCAAUGAGAAAGCAGAGAAUUUACUGAAGCCAGAGAUCACCUUGGUGUAUGAGAUUGCUCGGAAGAGGAACAUGUCGGUUUCAUUUGAGGUUGUGAAAGAGAGUGGACCUCCCCACAUGAAGACCUUUGUUACCAGCUGUAAAGUUGGAGACUUUGUGGCAGAAGGAGAAGGGAACGGCAAGAAAGUCUCCAAGAAACGGGCAGCCCAGAAGGUGUUGGAGCAGCUGAAGGUCUUGCCCCUCCUUCACGAUGACGGGGGUUCCCGUCAGAAUAAACGCUACAACAAGAAGAGGCCCAAGUCUCUGAUCAAGGUGGGCUUGAACUCUUGGAUUGAGGCAGAUAUGAAUGAGCUGAAUCAGACCAACCCAGACUAUGGACAAGGCAUCAACCCUGUCAGUCGACUCAUCCAGAUUCAGCAGGCCAGGAAGGAGAAGGAACCAGAGUUCUCAUUGGUGGCUGAACGGGGACUCCCUCGCCGCCGAGAGUUUGUCAUGCAGGUAACAGUCAAAGACAAAGUUUGUACUGGGAUUGGUCCCAACAAGAAGUUGGCCAAGCGUAGUGCAGCAGAGGCCAUGUUACAGUUGCUCGGAUACAGGAACGCCUUGUCCAAUAUGCAGCCAGGCAAGCCUGCCCUCAAGACGGGCGACGGUCAGGGUGACGGGCCCGGAAAUGGUCGCAAAGUCAAGUUUGUGGAUCAAACGGCGGAGGUUAAGGAUGGCCAUGGUGACAGCCCCUCCAUCCUGAGCCGACAGCUGGCACCUGGACUCCUCCCCAUGCCACAGGAGAUGGUACGGUCCACGGGGGGCAAUGGCAUGGGACUGCCAGGAGUAAACAUCCCCCAAAGGGGUCUAAACAGGGCCCCCGGAGCCCCCCUCAGCCCCCGGAGCCCACAGUUGACGAGUGCAGCCAUCGCUAAGGAGUUACUAACAAUUGGGACGUCCCCUACUGCUGAGGCAAUGGUACAGUCCGGUGUCACGGGGAUGCCACAAGGCCAACAGGUUCCUCCUAAGCAGCAGCUUGCCUACCUUGCCAAAGUGCAGGGCUUCAGAGUCGACUUCACAGAUUUUCCAAAGGGUAACAAGUCUGAGUACCUGUCGCUGGUGUCCCUCUCCUCUAACCCCCCGCUAGUGAGCCAUGGCGCCGGCCCAACUGUGGAGGCAGCUCACGACCAGGCUGCACUCAACGCUCUCAAGUCUCUCAUGGACAUGGGACUGGACCGUGUGGAUGGGGAGGGGGGCGGGGACAAGGCUGAAGGAGUGCAGGAAGAGACGCCCAGUGUGAGCGAGCACAAACAGGCUAACUCAGCAGACGCAGACAUGGCUGGCUCGCUGGAGCCCGUUGUCAAGACGGAGUCCAAGUGAGCCUCACUGCAGGCCGCCAUCUCACGAUGCCGGCGGAUGAAUACAUGUGAAGACAACACCAACCAAUCACACCUACUUUCCUGGGUGUUCUUAGAGUUAGUUCAAACUAAAUUCUCCAUUUGGCAUACUCAAGGGUUAGAAAUAUUCAGUUGCUAUUAUUGGAGAAGAAUAUUGACAGAUGGGUACUUUUGGUCAGGGCUGAUUUGUUUGAUUGAGAAAUGUGCCAGAGCAUUUGACCGUGAUUCAGGUAAGAAAACGGCAUGCUUUUGGUAGUUUGAUACAUAUUAUAUUCUGGUUGUACAAUACUUUAAUUAGUUGGGAACACUUCCACUCCCCAACACACCAGUUGUGCUGGGGAGUGGAAAAUUGCCACAUUGUACACAAGUGUGCCCUGCAAUGAUGAUGAUGACACCAUGUCAAACAUUGAUUACAUUCAUGUUCAUUGGUUGGAAAACUGACAUGCUACUUUGCUCCUACGUUUAAUGGUGAGAAUUAGCAAUGAAUGACCCAAACACAGGUCAAUAAUUUUUUUUUUGUGUAUGAAUAAAGAAAUGGGCUUUCCUACUGGAUUGUUGAAGAACACUGAGGAUGUAUAAACGUACUGUACAGUGUAAACCAGGUCAGUUCUGGCACAUCUUCAACUCAAAUAGGCUCUUAUGCCAAAGGUUCUCCACGAGUAACAACUGUUAUCCUUGAUGCUCUUCAUAUGGCCAAGUUAUCAUUGAUUUAUGCAUAUAUUCGUGUAAUUUUCUUGUUAAAGUCAUUAAGCAACAUUCUGUGUGUAUCAUAUCAUAUACCCCCUAUUGCUACUGUAGUAAUGUGUAUGUCCAUGCUACAUCUGUGCAUGUUGUUGGAAGUGUCUCAGAGCAAAAUAUGCAUAGUAGUGUAGCUGGUCCCUUGCUUUGAUACAGAAGUUCACAUGUAGUUACCUUUCCAGUAAGGUUAAUGAAACAUUGGUGAGAUUUUGUCUAAGAUCAUAGUGAAUGUUGUCUUCAUAUCUAAUUCAUUGCAUGCACCAUACAGUACUAGUGAAACAUAAGGAAGACCUCAGAAUAGAGCAGGAAGACAUCCCUUACUGUAGUAUGGGUCGGACUGGACAUAGACAUGCAGCUGUUCUGUGUGGCCAGGGUCCCUAUCUGGGAGUAGUUUACACCAUACAAACUUCAGCUGUCAGGGAAACUUUGUUGCAGUCAGAAAAAUGUUCAACUCCAGGUAGUUCUUUUGUACAACACACUCUCCCUUACCACCUAACUUGUGUCCAUACCACAGCCGAGGAAAGCACCCUCUGUUUUUGUCCGUCUGACAGAUAAAACGGUCAGGAAGAGUGUGUAUGGACUGAAUUCUCUGUGCCAGGGCAUAGCUGAUUUUGCAACUCAUUUUGCUGCCUAUUGAUUGGUGUCAGGUACAGAAUGAAUGUGUAGCUUAUUCCAGAAGAGAACUGUAGUAUUUGAUAGUUUGAAUAAGCGAUAUGAAUUUGUAUGAUUCUGAACAUGGCUACAGUACAUGUACCAAACAGGAUAGGCUCUAACAUUGAUUUAUGUCCUCUAUAACUUCUGAAGAGUGACAAAUAUUUGUGGCAUUUCUAAAAUUCUAUCCAUUACAGUACUUCCUGACAGCAGCACAGGAAUGUGGUAAGAUGCUAUUUCCAGAUGAGGGUGUGAUGCUGAGGUUUUCCUAUGUUUGCUGCCAAGCUGCCUACAAAAGUGUGCAGUAUUUGCUGUCCAGACCCAGGCUUGUACAUACUGUGUCAGACCUAUGUACUGUUCCAACAGGUGCUGCCAAAUGAGCUAACUGAGCUACAACACUGAACUUGACUCAAAACCCCCUUAAUUGAAUUGUACAAGAUUUCUCUGUGAUAUCUUGUGUUCUAAAGCUUCUGUUUGUGCCAAACCCAUCCCUGCAACAUGAAGCUUCUGCCAGAUAAACAGCAGUUUGAGGGAAAUGUUGCCCUUCUGAUGUCAUUGUGAAGCUCUGUUGCUGGCAGCACUGUACAAGGCUGGAGAGGUCCCCAGGCCAAUCAUUGCCAUAUUGCACAUGGAUUGUAGCUUUUUUUUUGCUGUUAGAGAUUAGGUGUGUUGUUAUGGCAGGAUCACAGACAUUGUGGCAGGCAAGGACAAACUUCAGUUUGGUCCGUUUCUGCUAAAACCAUCAGACUGUGGGUCAGUCAGCAAUUAUGUACAAUUAUAUACUCAGUCUGUUAAAACUGAACUGAACAUUUAGACAGACCUGCUAUAUACAGUACAAAUGUGACAUAGUUCUACAUUUACUUGAAACAUUGUUAGUUGAUUUGAAUAUCCAAACACAUUACGUUAUUGUCAAUAUUACAAAUACCAACUUUUACACUACGAGUUGGAAGGGUUAAUAAUCUUUCAUGAUAGCCAAUGUCAAAACUUAACAGUGAUCUUAACAUUGAAAAUAAAAGUACAAACUUUAAGGUCAGAUAUCUAACAUUUGAUUACCCUAGGUAAACCAAAAUUACCGUACCAGUAGUUACCAUUGGUCAAAAUUCGGGUCAAAAGUUCCCCUGUACCUUGUGCUACAAUGACAAGGUUGUUAUUAACAGAGGUAUGGCCGUUGAAUGACUGUUAGAAGCCCACACUGAUAGUCUAUAGCAAACAUGCCAGUUCUGUUGAACCAUGAUGUCCUGAUUCCUGCAUCAAUUUAACAUUGCAAUAAACACACCCUCUUGAGCAAUAAA